UCCACCAUGAGGUGUGCAAGCGGAGGUGCAUCCGCAACGGCGGUGCACCGCGGUGCAGCAGCGAUACUCCUGGUCCUGAUCUCGUCGCCUUGCAUCCAGCAAGGAUAUUCAUCCGAGAUCAAGGAUCUCCAGUCCGAGGCCGCCGAGAAGAGUCCUGAAAUCCAAAGAGAAGCGUUAAUUUUCCCUGAGGAUGACGAAGGAGGAACCAUCCAGAGGCGACAGAAGAGGCUGCCCGAGGAGGGAUCCGAGCACAUUACCAAAUUAUCCCAGGGAACGAACCUGGACCCCAUGAUGGCCUGGGAAGAAUGGACCUCGGAGAGGGCGGACACCGCUAGAAGAGAAGCCUCCAAGGACUGGUUUAAGUCGCUGAUGAACGUAGGGAAUAUCGUGAGCGGCUUACCAGGGUCGCAGGCUCCGAUUGCGCCGCCGCAACCUGCAGCUCCUGCGAUUCCUGUGAUACCUGCGGCUCCUGUGGUACCUGUGGUACCUGCGGUUCCCGCCGCUCCUGCACCGUCCACCCCGAAGAGCGGCGGGAAACUGUUGAAACUGAAGGGCAGCUCCCCACUACCACCCGUGACGCCAAGUCUACCCCUACCACCGCUGCCGCCUCAGCCAAUCACCGCGCAGCCCUCCCCACCACCGACACCCACGGACCAGUCGCAGUGCGCAACGGAGAGCUGGGGUGGGGAGACCGGUUCUACGAGCGCCAGCAGCGCCGCCAGUGCCGCUAGUGCGGCCAGCGCGGCAGGAGAGGGAAGUACCGCGGCAUCGAGUGCGGCCAGUGCCGCGGCCAGCGCCGCCAAGCGGAGGAGAAGCUACGCACAGUUGGAACCCCCGACGUUGAAUAAACGCCAUCUUGGGAAGUCGGGAGGCCUGACCUCGGCCUUGCCGCUCGCAUUUGGAAAGCACCAGGAGAGCACCCUGCCAGUGGAGCAGGUCCCGAUUUCGUUCGGCACCGAGGGAAUCUUCGACACCGUCACUUCCGGUUUCACCACUGCUGGGUUAGAAGGCUUUGGAUCGAGUCUUGGAAUCGCUACUGGUGCAGCUUCCGGCUUUGGGUCCACCGCAGCUUCCAGUGCAGCGGCGAGUACCGCUGUUACGAGUCCGUGUCCGCAUCAACCUCCACCGCCACCACCGCCACCACCGCCACCACCGCCACCUCCACCGUGUAGCGAACCUCCACCACCUCCGCCACCUCCGCCACCUCCACCACCUCCGCCGCCUCCACCGCCUCCACCUCCAUGCGACUCCGAUGGAGGAUCCUACGAAGACGGCGGCGGUUCCCAGGUCGACAAGAUGGAGAGCGUGGUCCAGGAGUUCAAGAUGCUGAUGCACUGCGUGGCCACAACUAUCUCCAACCUCCGCAAGACCUUCGGAGGUAGCGUUGGUCUGCCCGGUUCCGACUCCACCGAUAUCACGAACCUCGCCGACAUCACGGACAUCUCCGACUUGGCUGCGCUUUCCAAUAUCUUUAACUACGAGCCUGACGUCCUGCAGAACAUCCUGAAGGGAUCGAAGGAGCUCCUCCACGCCGGAAAGAACAAGGGCUCUGGACUGGGCAGAAAGGGCGGAAAGGGUCUGGGUUCUGGAGACUCCUCCCCCGGUCCUCAGGAUUUUGGAGCAGGUCCUCAAGGACCAGCUUACGACGUAGGGACGUCGCCGGGGUCGUCCUUGCCAUCGCCCAUAUCGCUGGUUUCCGGAGGCUUGCCUUCUUUAGCUUCCCCAGGGUCGCUUUUGUCCGGAGGAUUGCCGUCCUUACCUUCUCUAUCUUCACCAGUGUCGCUGAUACCUGGAGGACUGCCGUCCUUGCCUUCCCUGGGAUCUGGACCAGGAUCUCCAUUGUCUGGAUCUUUGUUAGGCUCCAAGCCGAAACUUUCCCUUCUAAGUCCUUCUUCAGGGUCCCGACCGUUCGCUCCUGGCUUGUCCCCGCUUCCCCUGGGACCUGGACCAGUUCUCCAGGGUCCUGGACCAGUGCUGCAGAGUCCUGGACCGGUCUCCUACUCUCCUGGACCCCUGAACUAUGGCUCGCCAUCCUUCUCUCCAUACGGCCCUACGACCAUCCAGCUGGCGCCAUCACCAUCCUUGGGAUCAGCAUACAGUCCUCGAUUUGGAUCCCGAUUGCCUCGACCUAGACUCUCGAUUUUACGACCUGGAUCUGGACCUGGACAAGUUCCUUCCGGGCAGUUCACCGUCCUUGAAAAGCAGAUCACCGUGCCGAGCAGCAACCUGGUCACAGCUGGAACUUACACGAUUUCGCCCUCUUCGGGGGGAGCCCCGCUGACGGGGGCGUACAUCAUCACCAGGGUGGUCUACCUGAACGGUCGAGGUGGUCCUCAGGAGACCGAGAAGACGGGCACGUACAUAUCCAACAGUGGAGAGAGAGGAUUCUUCACCGUCAGGGAAAUUCAGGUUCCGGUAGUGGACUCAUCCGGAAGGCAGAACGUGGCCAUCACGGGCACCAUCACCGUCAGGCCCGCAGGUCGAGGAAUUCCCAUCAGGGCUGUGUACCAGGUGCUCACCAUAAGUCGAUUGACCUACCCUGACGGCUCGGAGGACGUGGAGAAGUCCGGUCAAUUUUUCGCCAUUUUUGCGGACUCUGGAUCUCCAGGAUCUGUCCAGUACGAGGUGCCCACCGAGUCGCUGUCGCCGGAGGAUUACGUGAAAUUAGCGAGGGAACUAUUGCAAGCCUUGAGGAGGGUCUCACCUGCGGUUGACACCUGCCAGGGUGGCCUGGACUUUGUUCAAGGACCUUCCUUCCAGUCUACGUUCGUCAGCCUCCCCAGCUCGCCGGUUGGAGUGACCUCGAGCCUGCAGAAUAUUCCCGUCUACGUGAUCAACUCAUCGCCAGUUUCGAGUUCACUGUUGGAGUUGCCGUCUUCGAAGUCGAGUGGAGGGUUGCAUGAUUUGUUGGGGUCUUCUAGAUUGUCACACCUGAGGGGUAGCUCGGCGAGCAGCUCGGCUGGAGCUGCAGCUUCAGCUGGAGGGGCGUCGUCGGCCAGCUCUUCGGCGGCCUCUUCGGCGGCCUCUUCUACUUCUGCAGGGUAUCCGAGUCCUGGUGGACAUGGACAUCUUAGGAAAGGAUCGGGGCAGCCGUUAAUUCCUGCUGGAGGGUACCCUGGAUCUCAGUCUUACCCAAGUGGUGCCGGAGAGUAUCCGAGCACGGGAUCUGGAGGAUAUCCAGGGUCAGGAUUUGGCCCGUACCCUGGACCUGGAUCGUACCCAGGAUCUGGAACAUACCCAGGAUCAGGAUCUGGAUCGUACCCAGGAUCUGGAUCAUUCCCAGGAUCAGGACCUGGACCGUACCCUGGAUCUGGAUCAUACCCGGGAUCAGGUCCUGGCUCGUACCCUGGAUCUGGAUCAUUCCCAGGAUCAGGACCUGGAUCGUACCCUGGAUCUGGAUCAUACCCGGGAUCAGGUCCUGGAUCGUACCCUGGAUCUGGAUCAUAUCCAAGCUCAGGACCUGGAUCGUAUCCAGGAUCAGGACCUGGAUCGUACCCAGGAUCAGGACCUGGAUCGUAUCCAGGAACAGGACCUGGAUCGUACCCUGGAUCUGGAUCAUUCCCAGGAUCAGGAUCUGGCUCUUCAUCUCCUGGAUCUUCACCGAAUCCUAAAAGAAUAGAACAGUUUAUUUCAACGAUCACUCCACUUCUCGCCGCAAUGCCGACCGCGCUUCCUUCCCUGCCAUCGGUGCCUCUAAGCGCUCCUUUCCUGACCCCCUCGUCUCCUGGUGGAUCGUCUUCAGGAUUUGGAAGCAGUGCACCAGCAUCAGGGGAAUCUGCGCCGCAACUGCAACUGCCAAUAUCGUUGCCGAUACCCUUGCCAUUCCCGCUGCCGUAUCCAGGAUCAGGACGCCCUGAAGAAUCAUCAUCGUCAUCCUCUGCAUCGUCUGCUUCGAGUUCAUCCUCUGACUAUUCGGGUACUUACCCAGGGUCAGGAUCCCCGAGUGGGUCGGCAUCGUCCUCGGCAUCUUCUUCGAGUUCUUCUGCCUCCAACUAUCAAGGAUCUUAUCCGGAACCGCCUUGCUCCGGACCGGGAUCUUCAGGAUCGAGUGGAUCGUCCGCAUCUUCGUCUGCAUCUGCAGGCUCGAGCUCAUCUUACCCAGGAUCUGGACCUUCCUAUCCAGGAGGAAGCUACCCAGGAACUUCAGGAUCCUCUUCGUCGUCGUCUGCAGCCGCCUCUUCGAGCUCUUCCGCUUCCUAUCCAGGAUCCGCCCCGAGUGCUCCUUACCCUGGACCUUCUGGUGGAUCUUCCUCCUCGGCAUCCGCUUCGGCAUCUUCCAGCGUCCAGGGCUCUUACGACGACGUGGUGGAAGGGUCGUACUCUCCUUAUGGACCAACCUCUGGCUCUUCGGCAUCGUCUUCGGCAUCCGCCAGUGCGUCAUCCUCCGGGUACCAAGGAUAUCCUCAGGGUCCUACAUACCCGCAACCAGGUUCGUCCGGUGGCUCGUCAGCUUCUUCGGCUGCUUCUUCCAGUGCGGCAUCUUCUGGAUAUUCCGGUUCUCUUGAAAUCUCCGGUCCAUCGGCGCCAUCGCAGGGCUCUUCGGCAUCGUCGGCAGCUUCGGCUUCCGCGGCUGCGAGCUCCUCAGGGUUUGAGGGGUCAUACCCAGGACCCCAAGGAGGAUCUGGCGCGUCUUCGUCCUCUUCGGCUUCGGCAUCCUCUUCGGCGUCGUCCUAUGGAGGUGGAAGUUCCGUGCCAUGCGGACCACCUCCACCUCCGCCACCUCCUCCACCACCGCCUCCUCCACCACCACCUCCUCCACCACCACCACCCCCUGAACCACCCAUUAUCCCAGGCAAGCCAGGAUUCCCGGGAUUCCCAGGCAAACCAGGAUUCCCGGGACACCCAGGCAAACCAGGAUUCCCGGGACUCCCAGGCAAACCAGGAUUCCCGGGAUUCCCUCACAUCCCAGGAAUACCUGGACUACCAGGACUUCCUGGUAAGCCCGGUUUCCCAGGUCUUCCUAAUAUUCCUGGCAAACCUGGGUUCCCAGGUCUUCCAAAUAUCCCUGGCUUGCCAGGUUUCCCGAACAUUCCUGGAGUCCCUGGAGUCCCUGGAGUUCCUGGAGUCCCCGGAGUCCCCGGAGUCCCUGGAAUCCCCGGAAUCCCUGGAAUCCCUGGAUUCCCUGGCAUCCCCAGUAUCCCCGGUAUCCCAGAAAUUCCUGGAAUUCCCAGCAUUCCUAGCAUCCCUGAAAUUCCUGGCAUUCCUAGUAUCCCCGGCAUCCCGCAAAUUCCUGGCUCUGGUUCUGGUUCUUCCUCCUCCUCCUCGAGCAGUGCCUCCGCUUCUUCAUCGUCGGGGUCCUCGACCUCGCCGGUCUUCGGCUUCCUCCUGGACUCCAUAGCGUCGUCGGCGGCUGCAGCCUCUUCGGCGGCAUCGUCGGCAUCUUCGGCGUUGAAUAAUCUAUCAAGUUCUGGUUCCGCGGCGCAGGGUUCGUCUCAAUCUGCACCUCGACCUGCCCCUCAACCUGCACCUCAACCUGCACCUGUGGGUGGACCUCCGUCUCUGCCUCCACACCGACCUCCUUACCUGCCUCAUCAUCCUCCUCAUCAUCCUCCUCACCUUCCACAUUUCCCAUUACCUGGACCUCUCCCGAUAUCUCCCUUACCUCUGCCUGCACCUGUACCCCUACCUGCACCUCUACCUGCACCUGCACCCCUACCUGUACCUCUACCCCUACCUCCACCUCGACCUUACCCUCUACCUUCACCAUCUCCACCCGUCAGCCCCGGCUCGUCGCACGGCCACAAACAUUUCGGAGGCAUUAAAGGAUCUUCCGCACCCAGUGGUCCAGCCUUCCAGUACACCUUACAGUAUCCUUCCUCCCAGCUACCCGGAGGUCAGAACUACUACCUUCUUCAGCAAUCAUCCGUAGGAAUGAGCCCGGCUACCACCUACACCGGCACCUACGUUCCGACCUCCUACCAAGUUGGGUCUUCCAGCUUUAGUGGAGCAUCAAGUGGAAGCCUCAGCCGGCCCUGCUCGUGCGGUGCAUAAGGGAUAGAUGAAAAUUGCUGACCUCUCUUGGAAACGGUACCAGAGGAAUAUUCACAAGCCUCGACCCUGAAGUCGAUGCCGAAGAACCGCCUCUUGGUACCGCAGAACCUCUGCUCGUCCUGCAAGGGCUGAAGAUGACGUCACUUCUUCGGCCCGAAAGACUUCCUUGUCCGGGAACGCGACGAAGCCACCGAUAUGCUGCACCUAAUGGUCAUCGUCUCACCGUCAUUAUUUAAAUAUUUAUUUAUUCCGCGAGGUGGAUACCUUCUCUUUCUCUUUGAAUCGGCAUCUUUGCGGUUCGUCACUUUUGGUGUGGUCGGGAAUUUCGUGCAUCGCCAUUGCGUUUGGGGUUGGAUGGGGAUGCGGACACGGCGUGUCCAGGAUGCGUUCUAUGCAUCUUCGGGGUUCUUCUCUUACGAGAUCAGACUGUAUUUAAUCAACCGGGGUUCCAUUUUGGGCGAUCUGGUAGAGCUUAGACCUAGUCGCGUUCCUCUGUAAAUAGUUAUAAUUAUUAGCAACGAAUGUAGUAGGUUAUCAUAGAUUGUAUAUAGUAGGCCCAGAGAUACUGGGAAUUAGUAUUAAUAAAGAGCUGACUUUUAAUGAA
Molecule: messenger RNA, 6595 nt
Organism: Orussus abietinus
Lineage: Eukaryota; Metazoa; Arthropoda; Insecta; Hymenoptera; Orussidae
Product: nascent polypeptide-associated complex subunit alpha, muscle-specific form
Exons: 3
Coding region: 7-5991 (1994 amino acids)
Source: RefSeq, a predicted model, not a curated record